This is a messenger RNA of Monosiga brevicollis MX1, 1107 nucleotides long. RefSeq lists its product as uncharacterized. Lineage: Eukaryota; Choanoflagellata; Craspedida; Salpingoecidae. The record is from RefSeq and is a predicted model, not a curated record. The transcript has a single exon. The coding region runs from base 1 to 1107 and encodes 368 amino acids.
AUGGGUCGGCUUGAAAGGAUAUUGGGCUUGCCACUGGUCUGGAUGCUGUGUUGCAGUUGGCUGCCCACCAGUGGCCAGGCUGUUGACACAACAUGGCCUCCAACGUCGUCGGCGCCGCCCCUGGUCAUCAACCCAGCCGAGGAUUCGGGGCCCACACCGUGGUACAAAAGCACGGUACUGGUUGUGGUGGCUGGCGUGCUUGCAGUGCUACUGGCACUGGCAUUGCUCCUGGUACUGUUGUGCCCAAGUUGUCAGAGGCCGCGCCCGGCUCGCGUCGAGCGGAUGGACGAGCAAGCGCGCUGGGAGGCCUACUAUGGAAACCCUUGGGCUCCGGCCGGCGCAUCUUCCGAAGUGCAUUUGAAUCCUCUAUCUUCAGACCCCCAGACACCUUCUCAUCGGGUGUCCACACCCUCGUACACCUACAUGCAUGGCUCCUCCCGAGCGACGCGUGCCGCUUGGAUGGCCCAGCUCGACACUGACGAAGGGACGACGACGCGCCCCGAUGACCGCCCAAGUGGGCCCACCACACGCACGCCGAGUCCUCGAGGCUCCUUGGAUGCAGCCGUCUUCCACAAUGUCACAGCAGCUGUAUCACUUGCAGGCCCGCGCCAGGUUCGUCGCGUGGUGAAACGCACGAGCGUGGCGAGCGUCGAUGAGGACACCUUGGCCAUGUUCAGCCCCGUACGUGUUGACGUGGGUCGAGCCGAGGCCGAUGAGGUUGGGGAUGCUGAAGCCGAGGAAUUGGCGUUUGACCCCCGCGACAGCUACUAUCGGAACUCGCCUUCUCCCGAGGACUGGGAGCUCGAGCCAGACGAUGCUGAAGUGACCGAUAUCAUUGAGGCUCCACCGCGGUCCCGUCCCACUUUCACAGCUUUCCAAAGCACGGGAGACCGAGAUCGCACACGUCUCGAUCCAUUUUUGCCUCUUGAUUCUUGGGGUCGGGCUGCUGAACACAGCCGGGCGGUGCGGGGAGAUGCUGCAUUCGCAAACGACUUUGGUGGGCAAGACCAUCAGCCCUCAAGUGAAAGCCUGGCACCGCCGGCCUUUGAGGCUCCCUACGCCACCGCAGACGAUUUCGCGUGGAGUGAAACGGCGUUUCAACUUUGA